Messenger RNA from Penicillium maclennaniae, 2259 nucleotides. Its product is annotated as RNA polymerase II mediator complex middle subunit MED1. NCBI's taxonomy places the organism in Eukaryota, Fungi, Ascomycota, Eurotiomycetes, Eurotiales, Aspergillaceae. Gene Ontology annotation, molecular function: transcription coregulator activity. Gene Ontology annotation, cellular component: mediator complex. The coding region runs from base 1 to 2259 and encodes 752 amino acids. The transcript is spliced from 2 exons. Gene Ontology annotation, biological process: regulation of transcription by RNA polymerase II. The record is from RefSeq and is a predicted model, not a curated record.
AUGGCAACUCCAUCGGCCAAACCAGGCGCCACGCCAACCCACCUUUCCUCUCCGCACCCGUCCUCCGCGGCUCUCUCCCGCUCCAUGGCUCAUAAGUCCCCUUCGACAAGAACUCCAACAGGCGCGGGACCUGGCCAUUCUCACCAGCUGAGCGCCUCUCAUCAUUAUUCCACUCCUCUUGCCGUUUCAAGCGCGGUCGAUGAUCCGGUCAAUUUCAGCUCCCCAUCAGCGCUACUCGCGCUUAGUGGUUAUGCAGGUAUCAGUCCCUCACCUGCUGUCCACGACGGUCUUGUUGGCUCCGGAAUGAGCGAAAAUGAUAUCCAAACCCUAGGAAUGCAAGGCAUCAAGCUAGGCGUCGCGAGAGAUAGUGACGAGGAAAUGAGACACCGAAUUGAGGAAGUGGUUCAAAGUCUUCGUGCUGCCGUGGCCGGUCGAGGUAUAUCUCGUGAGGGUAUUGAGCGACUGGGUAAAAUUGAAGGUUUCGAAUCUAUCUGGACAUUCGACAAUCUCAAUAUCGCUGGAAACUUUGUCGACCUGGAGAUUGACUUCUACCCGAAUGAGGCUGAUAUCGUGAAGGAUGUCCGCUUGCGUUACGCCACACCGGAACACGAAGAAGGCGAGCUACGAGAGGAAGCCACCACUGUUCUCAAACGCAAUCUUGUCCAGUCUCCGCAAGAUGGCGAGACCGGGAGGUGGAAGUCACUCCAAGGCUUCUACGAGAAUUUGCAAUGGUUAGCAAAACUUGAUAAAUUGAGCCAGGAGGUGAAUUGUUUUGAAGCUUUGGAGGGUCUUCAGGAGAAUCUCAAGCGGAUCUGGGUAGAAGAGGCGAAGCACGGAAAGUACAGUGGGGACUAUGAACAUCUUUGCACAGGAACAAUAGGUCGUCCGAGCAUGCACAAGGGCUCGCGCAUCGGACUUGGUUUAGAGUACUGGGUCGAACAAGCUAAAAUUCUUGAUACAAAGAAGAGGAAGAACCUCGACGCAUUGGCAAUUGAUCAAACGCAAGACCAAGCGGACGAAGAAAUGCAUGAUCAGGAGAGGACGUGGGCUAUCCUGCUUGAAUGUGAGGAAGGGUACCCGUCUCUCCGCAUCUCGAAGGAAUGGGUCGGCAGUGAAGUUUUGACGACUGGCGAGAAGACCGCCGAAGAAGUUUCACCUCACACUACAGGAUCUGUGAACUGGCUCGAUCCUCCCCAAACCAUGCGCUUGUCGCAUGGUGAUCAUCCUGACCCCAUGGUCCUGGACUCUAGCAUGCUUGAGUCCACUCUUCCUAACCGUCGAUUCGUCGCGAGGUUAGAGCCGGCUCUCGACAUGCCAAUUCCUGCAGCAUCCGAGAUCUAUAGACACCUUGGAAUGCAGCUACCGCAAGACUUUAAAAUGGUCACAUACGACGGCUUGUUGGUAUCGAAUGGGACGCCGCAAUCAACGGACACUUCACCACAUUUCUCUCGCAAAAAGCGCCGGAUGUCAGUGCAGGCAUUUGAUUCGACCGGUGAACCGUGUACGAAGCAACACAGCUAUACAUUCCAAGCAUUUGAGUCUGUUGCAGGUCGUACAAUUCGCGAACUACCCAUUUCACAUCCUCGUCAGCUUGCUGAUAUUCUUCCAAUGUUUCGUCAAUAUGCUUUACUUGCGAGUUUGAUCAGAAAAGUCUUCCAUCCUUCUGCCAAAGAUCAAACCCGGCUUUCAGAAACGAAAACCACAUCAAAACCCCAAGUUACUGCCGUUCAAGAACCAGUGUUCGUUACUGGCAAAGAGGGCACCAUCAUAUGGACCAAUGAUGAUCCAAACGAGGAAAUGUUGAACAAUCUGUUCGGUGAUGGCUCCUCGAAUCAAAGCGAAGCCACAUCCACGGCCUGGUCAUUCAGGAACUCUAGUAGGAGUCCAAGUCAUAUUUUCAAUGACGACGUCAAGGUGGACGUGACACUGCGAACACAACUCGGGCAGGCCCCAGCCCUCAUACUAUUGAUCACAGAUCCUGGUCAGAGCGCCGGAGGCUGUGUGCUUGAGCCCGUACAACUUGCAAUUUGCAUCGAAGUCGGCCUCAAUGGACGUAUUUCGGUAGUGGACUCCUCUGGACUCGGCGCCGACAAUCAUCAGGACGGUGGCGAUGCCGAGAUGCAAGGGACGGAAAGCCCGGAGGAAUCGCUGCAGGAGAUCCACAAAAAGAUCGCCAGAGUUCUGGAGAUCUCGCAAGACCUGGGCAUCUUAGUCGAGUGGGUCCUGCGCUGGCUGCGGCAGCGGGCCGGCAGCGGGUGA